GAGCUGGUGACAAAGCUAACACAGCAGCACCUAUUUAAGGACUCUCCUCGGCAGGCCGGAGAUUGCUCCGACAAACCCUAGCAGGAAGAAGAAGAGGUCGCGUUGCGGUUCGUUGCUCAGAAGUUGAUUCAGCUAGAGCUUCUCUCCUCUACCUUGUUUAAGAAUGGUUGCUUCGGUGGCAUCGUCGGCCUUUUUUCCUGCUUCAUCUUCAGCAUCUCCGGUCUCAGCUAAAUCAACACAGCCCAUUGGUGAAGGCCCUCAAAGUUUGGGUGUCAGAGGCGCUGUAGCAAAAUCUACCUUAUCAUCUGGUGCCAUGGGGGUGAAGGCGCAAGUAUCUGCUAAGACAGGUCGUACAAACGUUGGUCUGAAAUCUGAGAUCCAUAAGGUUGAGGAAGACGCUCCAUCAUCUGCAAGGACAUUUUACAACCAAUUGCCGGACUGGAGUUUUCUAUUUGCUGCCAUAACAACUAUCUUCUUGGCUGCUGAGAAGCAGUUUACCCUGAUCGACUGGAAGCCUAGGCGCCCUGAUAUGCUUGCUGAUGCAUUUGGGCUUGGGAAGAUUAUGCAAGAUGGUUUAGUUUUCAGGCAGAACUUCAGUAUUAGGUCAUAUGAAAUUGGAGCGGAUAGAACUGCCUCUAUAGAGACUUUAAUGAACCAUCUGCAGGAAACUGCUCUCAACCAUGUAAAAAGUGUCGGGCUCAUGGGUGAUGGGUAUGGUUCAACGCCUGAAAUGAGUAAGAGAAAUUUGAUUUGGGUGGUAACCAAGAUGCAGGUUGCUGUUGAAAAAUAUCCUUCUUGGGAAGAUGUGGUUGAAGUAGAUACAUGGGUGGCUGCAUCUGGGAAAAAUGGGAUGCGCCGUGAUUGGCAUGUCCGUGAUUUUCGAACAGGCCAAACUGUUAUGCGGGCAACCAGUGUGUGGGUGAUGAUGAACAAGCAGACUAGAAGAUUGGCUAAAAUUCCAGAGGAAGUUAAAGCAGAAAUAGUUUCCUAUUUUAUGGACAGGGAUCCUAUUUUAGAUGAGGAUAGAAAUAAGUUUCCAAAGCUCGAAGCUAACUGUGCAGAUCAUGUUGAAAGAGGCUUGACUCCUAGGUGGGGUGAUUUGGAUGUCAAUCAGCACGUGAACAAUGUCAAGUAUAUUGGUUGGAUCCUUGAGAGUGCACCCAUCUCAAUCCUGGAGAGCCAUGAGCUCGCUAGCAUGACUCUGGAAUACAGGAGGGAGUGCGGGAGGGGCAGUGUGCUGCAAUCGCUCACUGCUAUCUCCAACAACAAUGCAGGUGACUUGGCUGAGCCUGGCAUUGAGUGCCAGCAUCUCUUGAGUUUGGAAACUGGCGCUGAGAUUAUGAAGGGUCGAACCAAGUGGAGGCUCAAGCGUGCCCAGGGUCUCCAAUCCUAUGGGCCAAUUCAAGCUGGGAUCGCAAAUUAAACGCAUCUGUCGGCCGGCCAUCGGUCUUCGAGUGCCUGCUCACCAGCAUGUAAUCUGUCAAGCCAACAAAGCCUCUUUGGUAUCUUUUGCUGCUGCUCAAUACUGUCAGUGUAAAAUGUCGCUUGUAUUAUUUUGUGAGCUGUGUAAUUAAAUAUCGCCACUUGGAACUGUGACAAUGCAAUGCGAGUGGUUGGUUGGCUUUCA
Messenger RNA from Zingiber officinale, 1627 nucleotides. Its product is annotated as palmitoyl-acyl carrier protein thioesterase, chloroplastic-like. The coding region runs from base 164 to 1423 and encodes 419 amino acids. Lineage: Eukaryota; Viridiplantae; Streptophyta; Magnoliopsida; Zingiberales; Zingiberaceae. Gene Ontology annotation, biological process: fatty acid biosynthetic process. The transcript is spliced from 7 exons. Gene Ontology annotation, molecular function: fatty acyl-[ACP] hydrolase activity; acyl carrier activity. The record is from RefSeq and is a predicted model, not a curated record.